Molecule: messenger RNA, 5090 nt
Organism: Caenorhabditis angaria
Lineage: Eukaryota; Metazoa; Nematoda; Chromadorea; Rhabditida; Rhabditidae
Source: the annotation of a GenBank genome assembly
AUGGAUGAACCUAGAAGUUCUAUUGAUUCGAGAGCUCCGCUCAUUCCAGACAUGGAAAGAAAGGUUUGUGGGGGAUUUUUUUUGAAAAUAAUGUAUCGAUAGGGAAUUCUAGUAAUUGUUAUUGUCAAUUUAAUGACAUCAUUCAAUAAUUUAUUAAAGCUAUUCUGUACUUAUGAAAAAUUGGGCCUUUUGUAUUUUCUGAGACUUUCCUUUGUCCAGCUGGUUUUGCAUUGUUAUAAGUAAAAAGUAUCUUUUAAAUUUAUAUCUAACAAUCGAUCUUUUAUAUCUAACAAUUACUUAUAAAAUCGGUGAAAAUUAUGUUUCCAAUAGAAUUUUCCGAAAUUUCAGCGUAUUUUUAUAAUAGAAAAUUACAAUAAUUUCCGUAUGAACUCAAAUUUUAAAUUUACAUUUCUGCCUUGUUUUUAUCGUACUAUCUUUGAAAUAUUUUCAGCACUGAAAAUCACUUUCAAAUCCCUGUUUUUCUACAACAAAAUUGUGAAGUUAUUCUAAUAAUUAUCUUGUUAGUUUCCUAAUUAACACGUGAUAGGAAAUUAUGAAAUUUUCAAAAUUAGAAUACUUGAAUUUUGUAGUUUGCAUUGACUUAAAAGUUCAAAACUGAAAACAACACGUGUUUGAAAAAUCAUCACCUUGGCCUUUUUUUUCCUGUUUUUGUUUUCAUUAGAUUUCUUUUCUUAUUUCGAAAUAAAAACUUCCGAAUAUUCUUUUCUUUCUUCGGUCGCACGGAGAAUCUAUCAUUGAUUUUAUCGAGAACUCACAUUUAAAAAUUCACGAAUCUCAUCAUUUUGCCCCAUUUCCGUCCGAAAAUUCCUCAAUUUUUCACAUACAUUUGAAUUAAUAUAAAACCAAUUAUAUGCAAAUUCAAAAUUAUUUUCUUCAUUUUUUCCGUUUCUCUGACAAGAAGUUUCUAUUUUUAUCACUGUUUUCCUUAUCUGUUUUCUAUUUUCGGAAAUUCGGAAAAAAUAGAAAAUUUUUGCACUUUCAAAUCAACUGGGUGAUAAUUAAAUCCAAAAUAGUUCAUCUACAGUAAUCUUUGAAAACAAAUUUGUACAAAACAAAUUAAUUGACCUUGAAGAAUAUAAAUUUAUCACAAACUUUUCUAAAAUUGUACACUUUCAUUUCAUGUGACUCAAGAAUUCGACAAACUAAAAUUUUCAAAAGUCAAAAUGAAAAAUUGGAAGAAUAGUGUUUCAGUGAUCAGGAUUUCAUUGAAAUCUGAAUGAUAUCAUAAAAAUGAAGCGGUAUUUUUUGGAAUGUUUUAUUGUAAGUCCUUUUCUCAUCAAACAUCUUCUUCUUUUUGUUUUAUCUUAUCUUCUAAUGGUUACUGUCUGUUAUUUUGAAAUUCAAUUGAAACUUUUGUUCUGAAAAUAACCAAAGGUUAUUUUUUUGCCCUUCUUCUAAUUAGAGAAAAUGAAAAAAUAAUAAAACAUGAAUGGAUGUGUUGAAAAAAGACUCAUUCUGUUUGUCUGCGUCUUGUAAGUUUCAUGUUUUUCGAGGAUGUUACAUGUGACGAAAACCAAUUAAUUUCUUGGAUAUAUAAGUUUGUUUUUGGUUUCCUGAUUCAUUCUUGGUUGUUUACUUGUUUACAGUUGUUGACCAAAAAUCCAAGUUUCGAAGAAUUUGCGAUUCUUUGGUAUUUUUGGCAUGCUGUUUUUGAAUUCUGACUUUUACACAGUUAGAAUUCAAAGUUCUCAUGAAAAUUUGAACUGCUCAAUUAUGUUGUGAAUCAGAAAAUAUGACUUUUAAAAUACAAAAGCUCAAAAGGCGGCGAGGUCUACUGUAUAUUUGGAUUUCUCUUCCACGGAUCUCUAAAAAUAAUUUUGUUAACUCUUUUCCAGAAACAGAAAAUUAUCCGUGUCAUAAUAUAUCUAUUCCCAUGUUUCAUCUUUAAGCUUGCAAAAAUUGGUGAAAGUUUGAGUUUCACAUCUUUGAUCUAACAUGGUCAAAUAUCCAAAAUCUGGUGUUUGAUUUUAUAUCACCAGUUCUUAUUCGAUUCUCCAGAAGAAUCUAUAAAAAUCUUCUCACGUGACAUUGCGAACCCAAAAUGUUUUAUAUCUAUUUCGUACAACUUUAUCAAUUUUUAGUUGAUAUUGAACAGUGAACUUUAAUUUCGCUAUGAUAUAUCAGAAAUUGUUUGAUAACUAAUAGAAUUCCUACAAAUCUCCUUUAGUGUGUGUCAUUUCUUCUAUGUAUUCUUUUUCCGCAUCGCAAUGCACUCAUUUGGUUUUGGUUAGUCAAUAAAAUGACCAAUAGCCACCCCAAAAAAAAUCGUGUUUAUUUUCUGCUUCUCUUUCGAACUUCAUUCGUUUCUCCAUCUUUUUUCUUUUGUGGUUGUACCCAACUAUAAUAAAUCUUUUUCGUUUUUCCUAGACAUUCGAAUGUUUCGCGUUGAAAUUCUUCAUGAUCAAAAAUAGAAGACGGCUAUCAUUUCUUAGAAGAUGUUAGAUUCUAGUAACUCCCACUUUCAGAAUUGUUAUUUUAUAAAACCGAAAAGUACCCAGUAUGACUUGUUUUCGGUACAUUGUUUGUUAGUCAUUCUUUGAAAUAUGAACAAUGGUCUUUUGUGAUUCAUUUUUCGGUAUUUUGUUGGUCAUAGUAAGCCGAUCAAAGUUUCGAGUAUUUUUGAAAAUAAUUGAAAAAAUCCGUUUUGUUGAUUUCAUCACUCAACUUUUAAUUUUUUCCCGGAAGUUCAAAUUUUGUCUGAAUCUUUUGAGGUUCUGAGAAAGAUUCUGAAUACAAUCUUGUCUUGAUACUGCAGAGAUGUUCUGAAUUCCUAGUAUAUUUUUUGUGCCUAGAUUUUUGGGAGUUUCUGAAUAGGACCACGUUAUGAAAUAAUCCGAUUCAAAAGUUGCGCUAAAUUUUGAAUUCGAAAUUGGAAUUUAUUUUUGUCCCAAUUAUUUAUUUAUCUGAUAUCAAGUACAAAAAUUACAUCAACUAUCUUCUACCAAAAUAUCAAAAGUACUUUAAUCAUUUCAUGUGAAUCUCUUGUGAUUUAGAUAGUUCGGAUAAACAACUUGUUUCAGUAGUUUUGCAUCAUCAUUAUUAUUAUAAAAAAAUGUGUCAGAAAAUCUGUUUUCCCCGCCCAAUCGAAAGUUGAAAAAAAAAAUAAAACUAUUCUCUGAACUGUAUUAUUUUACUUCAAAUAAAAUAUUUGUUGUAAAAAGCAAUUAAAUCUGUUUUUUUCCGCUUCUGAUAUCAAAAGUAAAUAGAUCAUCAGAAAAAAAAAACAGAAUAAAAGAUGGGUGGCGCUUUUUCUUCUUGACCAAUUCUUUGUUGUCUCACCGAUUUUGACCAUUAUUACAAUAAUUUUUGAAAUUUUUUUGCUUUUUCUGAAAAACACAGACUUCUUUUUAGUUAGGGUUUUGUUGAUCAAGGCCACCAACUUCACAAAACGUUAUCUAAUUUGUUUUUUUAUCCAGAUUAUGCCAUCAGUAUCCAUUCAUAUAUUAUCAAUUGCCUUAUGUUUAUCAUCUGGUUUUCAACAAGGAUAUAUCGCAUCAGUUUUGAAUCAACCUUAUAAACAAAUUGAACAAUUUAUCAAUGCCACGUGGACAGAAAGAACUGGAAAUCCAAUUCCAGAAUCUACUUUGGUAUGUUUUUUUUUUUUUGGAAAUCUUGAAAUUGUAUCAAACUAUUUUUGCAGCAUAUGAUAUGGUCUUUAUUAAAUGUGUGUUUCCCAAUAGCUACAAUUUUCGGACAAUUUUUGGCUGGUUGGAUGUGUGCCAAAUUCGGUAGAAAAUACACUGCUUUAAUUGCCUCAUUUUUAUAUGUAAGUUAUCCCGGGACAAAUUGAAAAUCGAAAAAUAAUUAAUAUUUUUGAAGAUUCCUGGUGCUGUACUAUGUGCAGCUGCAAAAUGGUUGUCUGUCUUCGAACUUUUAUUCGUUGGUCGAAUUAUUUGGUCACUUGCAAAUGGUGUGAAUACAGUGAAUGCAACAGUUUGGAUUGUCGAAUGUGCUCCGCCACAAAUUCGCGGAAGAAUGGCUGCAAUGCAAGAAUUCUUUAUGGCACUUGGUUCACUUUUAACACAAGCUGUUGGUGUUCCUUUCUCAACUGACGAACUUUGGCCAUACAAUUUCCUUCCAAAUUGUGCUGUUGUUAUUGUUUCGAUGAUUAUGUUCUCAUGGGUUGCUGAAUCACCCCAAUUUAUUAUGGAAAAAUAUAAUGAUCCUGAAAGAGCGAGACAAGCUUUGGCACAAUAUCACGGUGUUUCGGAAGAUGAUCCAUCUGUUGAAUCAGAAAUGAGAAUUUGUGAAGAAAGUAUUGAGAAGAAGACAAAAUCAAAAGAUGGAAAUAAUAAAGGAACAAUUCAAAGUGAACAUACUGGAAUGGAAAUCAUGUUUAUGCCAUGGAGAGCAAAAGAUAGCACAAGUCGACUUAUCAGAUAUUGUGCAUGGGUUGGAGUUAUGGUUAAAAUCGCAUAUGUUUUCACUGGUGCUAGAUCAUUAAGAGGAUACAGUACAUUUAUACUUUAUACAUUAUCACAUUUCACAUAUUCACAAGCGACGUGGUUGUCAUUUGCAACCGGAUUAUUAAGAUUACCAUUCACUUUGGUUCCAGUUUUUCUUGUUGAUCGACUUGGAAGAAGACCUCUCAUUAUUGUCUCAAUGUUCGUCUCUUUUGUAUCAAUUGCUGUUAUGAUUCUAGCAAUUAAUUUGAAUGGCGACUGGAAAUAUGCAACAUUUAUUGGAUUGACUGUUUUAUUAUUGAUUAAUACUUGUGGAAUUGGAAGUGUUUCACGAUUUUAUGCAGCCGAACUUGUGCCAAGAAAUUUACUUUUAUCAUCGGUUUCAACGCUUACAAUGUUUGAAGCACUCACUAAAAUUGGUGUCGAAUUCGCAUUUUAUCCAACUGCAAAUGUGGUAUGUUUUCUUUUCAAAUUAUUUCAACGAAAAUCUUCUGAAACCCACAUUUUCAGAUUGGUGCCCAAGCUCUUCUUCUUUUCCUAAUUCCAACUGGUAUCUUCACAAUAAUGUGUUAUUUCAUGUGUCCCGAAACAUCUCGAAUGACAGUCAAUGAAGUUUUGAAUAAUGUUGCCAAAAAGCGAGAAAUGGAUGUUGUUUUCCCGAUGUGA